UCAAAAUCCUUAAUUCUUACAGGUUCCAAGAAAUCAGAACCUUGGAUUCAAAAGAAAUUUAAUGACAGUUUUGCAGAAAACACCAUAACUUCUUUGAAUGAUAGUUAUCCAGUUUCUGCUUGGGUAGAAUACUCUUUGAAAGCUCCCAAAGAGAAGACCAGCCCACACAAAAGUAACCCCAGUUUUCCCAAGCUACUUUUUGCCUCAUUGCUGGUACUUCUGCUGCUAUUGGCAAUCUCAUUUUUUAUCACUUUUAUCAUUUUUUUUCAAAAAUAUUCUCAGCUUCUUGAAAAAAAGACUACAAAAGCUCACACAGAAUUGGAAUGUAUGAAAGAAAAUUGGACCAUGGAAGAGAAAGAUUGGAGCUGCUGCCCAAAGGCUUGGAAGUCAUUUAGUUCCAACUGCUACUUUAUUUCUACUACAAUAAGAAAUUGGACUGAGAGUGAGAGGAACUGCUCAGAAAUGAAGGCUCACCUGCUGGUGAUAAACACCAAGGACGAACAGGAUUUUAUCUUCCAGAACCUGGAUACAUAUUCUGCUUAUUAUAUAGGGCUGUCAGACCCAAAGGGAAAAAGAGAUUGGAAAUGGGUUGAUCAAACACCAUACAAUGAAAGUGUCACAUUUUGGCACUCGGGUGAACCCAGGAAUCUUGAUGAGGGUUGUGUUAAGCUACAUUUUCGUUAUCUAACAAGAAAAUGGGGCUGGAACACUGUUCCUUGUAAUGGACAUCACAAGUCGAUGUGCAAGGUGAUGAAGAUCUACUUAUGA
This is a messenger RNA of Mirounga angustirostris (Northern elephant seal), 768 nucleotides long. RefSeq names its product C-type lectin domain family 4 member A-like. The record is from RefSeq and is a predicted model, not a curated record. NCBI's taxonomy places the organism in Eukaryota, Metazoa, Chordata, Mammalia, Carnivora, Phocidae.